AUUGUGGCAGACUUGAGACUUGGUGUUUACUACCAGAAAUGCCACGACCACGACUGUAGAGGGAUUGACUAUCGUUCCCCUGAAAAGCCUGUACCAAAGGAAAUCAAUCCGUUGUCAAGUUGUGAGUUUGACAAGGUUUCAACUAAUGAUUUUGAUGAUCAAGAGCUUUGUAAGUUGUUAUCUGAAUGCGAGCAGGGACUAAAUGAUUCGAGGAGUGAUGAAAUGGAAGAGAUGCUAGACACAAGCGAAAACAACAUGAACGAAGAUUAUGUCUCAAGAAAUAAACAAGUCGUGAUGCAAUUUGACAGCAGUGGUUGUGUUACGCAACCUAAAGUUGGCGAUUGUGACUUCGGUAAUGAUUUAGACGAUGAAUUGCUGCUUGAGCUUGAGAUUCCACACCACAGUUGUUAUAACGAAGGUGCAGUUUCACAUACAAGAAGCCUUAAGGAUCGCAAAGAGCAUACGUUACAAUCUUGUCAGGAUAAUGAGAAUUAUACAAACGAAGUAUGGAAGUUAUCAGACGAGGGCAGCAACAAAACCAAAUUAAAUAGAACGGCUGGAAUGAACCUCUCAUCAAAUUAUGCGAUUUGUCAGGAUGAAACACAGGCUAGGAUGAGUGAAAAAUAUAUGAGUGGCGGGGUAUUAACUGAGAAUUAUUGCAUUUAUGAUGCAAGGGAAAAAUGUUUAUCGAAUGAGGAAGUUUCUGAGUGGUGAGAUGAAGAAUCUCUUGGUGAUUUGGAGUUGUCCAUGGCUGCGGAGGAGGCCGAAAGUGCGGCUUAUCUCAAAUGUAUCCUACUAGUUUAGUACACUUGUUUUUUUUUAAGUGAUAACUCUCUUUACCAGGAAAAACUUUAAAGAUAGUGCAAGAUAUUUGUUAGGUCCAAUUCGAUGUUGUCCUAUAGAGCCCUGAUUUCAAAGUCAGUUCGGAGAAGUGUUUUCUAAAUACAUGAAUGAGUGAUAAACGAUGUAUAGCUGAGAUGUCUCAGUUCUCAAAUAUGUGAUGAGCUGGUGUUAACGGAAAAGAGAAGCUUUCAAAAGAAGCUGUAAGAA
This is a messenger RNA of Stylophora pistillata, 1050 nucleotides long. RefSeq names its product DNA-directed primase/polymerase protein-like. The record is from RefSeq and is a predicted model, not a curated record. NCBI's taxonomy places the organism in Eukaryota, Metazoa, Cnidaria, Anthozoa, Scleractinia, Pocilloporidae.